Molecule: messenger RNA, 3076 nt
Organism: Populus trichocarpa (black cottonwood)
Lineage: Eukaryota; Viridiplantae; Streptophyta; Magnoliopsida; Malpighiales; Salicaceae
Product: protein KINESIN LIGHT CHAIN-RELATED 1
Exons: 2
Coding region: 166-2094 (642 amino acids)
Molecular function (GO): protein binding
Source: RefSeq, a predicted model, not a curated record
CUUUCCAUCUACCCCUCCUCUAUAUAGGCGUGUUAACAGACAAGACAGGGGAAAGGAAAACCAGACAUCUCGAAAGGGUUCUGGGUUCUGCAAGGGUUUAAGGUUUAAGCAAUUGAAACCAAGAUCAAAACAAAAAAGAAACCAUUUUUCACAAAACUUCCCACCAUGAAAAGAGCUUCAAUCUUACUUCUCUCUCAUCUUACUCGCCAAAAACCUAAAACACUAACUCCUCUUCUCUCCAGAAACUACUUAUCAUCUAACACCACAAACACACCCUCCUACUACUCACUUCAUUCACCUACCAAUAAUCUCAAAUCCUGCACCAAAACCAAUGGCCUUAUUAUCAAGCCCCACCAAUCCCAAUCAAACCCAUCUCGAAAUAGUGGCACCCUUGUUGAAACAACUCCUCAAAUCUCCUCUAGGCAGAAGAAAAUCAAGGAAAGAUCUCAAAUUGAAGAGGCUUUUGAGUCUGCAGCGACAGUUGAGGGCAUGCUCGAAGCUUUUAAAGAUAUGGAGGCUUGUUUUGAUGAGAGAGAACUUGGUUUGGCUUUAUUGAAAGUUGGUCUUAAACUUGACCAACAAGGUGAGGACCCUGAAAAGGCUUUAACUUUUGCUACUAGAGCUUUGAAAGUUCUUGAUAUUGGUGAUGAUAAGCCUAGUUUUCUUGUUGCUAUGACUUUACAAUUAAUGGGUUCUGUUAGUUAUAGUUUAAAAAGAUUUAAUGAUAGUUUAGGGUAUUUAAAUAGGGCAAAGAGGAUACUGGGUAGGCUGGAGGAGGAGGGGACUACUAAUGUUGAGGAUAUUAGGCCAGUGUUGCAUGCUGUGCUGCUUGAGUUAUCUAAUGUUAAGACUGCGAUGGGGAGGAGAGAGGAGGCCAUAGAUAAUCUUAAGAAGUGUUUAGAGAUCAAGGAAUUGACUAUGGAUAAAGGCAGUAAAGAAUUGGGCGUGGCAAAUAGGGAACUGGCAGAGGCUUAUGUUGCAGUUUUGAAUUUCAAUGAGGCUUUGCCGUUUGGUUUGAAGGCAUUGGAUAUACAUAAGAGUGGACUUGGGGAUUAUUCUGUGCAGGUUGCAUAUGAUAGGAAGCUUCUCGGGGUCAUAUAUAGUGGGUUGGAGGAACAUGACAAGGCAUUGGAGCAGAAUGUGCUGUCACAGAAGGUUUUGAAGAGUUGGGGUCUUAGAUCAGAAUUGCUUCAUGCUGAGAUUGAUGCUGCUAAUAUGCAGAUUGCAUUGGGCAAGUAUGAUGAGGCUAUUAAUACUUUGAAGGGUGUUGUCCAGCAGACAGAGAAAGAUGGCGGGACUCGAGCAUUAGUGUUUAUCUCUAUGGCAAAGGCACUAUGUCAUCUAGAAAAGAUUGCAGAUGCAAAGAGGUGUCUGGAAAUUGCCUGUGGAAUUCUUGACAAGAAAGAAACAGCUUCUCCAGUUGAAGUUGCUGAGGCAUACUCAGAGAUAGCAAUGCUAUAUGAGAAUAUGAAUGAGUUUGAAACGGCAAUUUCAUUGCUAAAGAGAACACAGUCUAUGCUCGAGAAGCUCCCACAAGAACAGCAUUCAGAAGGAAGUGUUUCUGCUAGAAUUGGGUGGUUACUUUUGUUGACAGGCAAGGUGACUCAGGCAAUUCCUUACUUGGAGAGUGCUGCUGAAAUGUUGAAGGAGAGCUUUGGGUCCAAACAUUUUGGAAUUGGAUAUGUCUACAACAAUUUGGGGGCGGCGUAUUUGGAAUUGGAUAGACCACAGUCAGCUGCACAGAUGUUUGCAGUUGCAAAGGACAUCAUGGAUGCAGCUCUUGGUCCUCAUCAUGCAGAUUCAAUUGAGGCAUACCAGAAUCUCUCGAAAGCAUAUAGUGCCAUGGGAAGCUAUACCCUUGCCAUUGAAUUCCAGCAGCGAGCAAUAGAUGCCUGGGAAAGUCAUGGACCAAGUGCACAUGAUAUGCUCAUGGAAGCCCGUCGAAUUCGGGAACAACUAAAGACAAAAGCUCGUGAUGCAUCCACAAACCAGCUUCCUACAAAAGCCUUGCCCUUGCCUCACAGUGGCCCCUCUGGAAGAAACGAAGAAACUUACAUCAUGACAUCCCUCUCAGCCAGAAUCAAACAAGCAUAACGUAGUCUGAUAAACAUCCAGCACUUAGGUACAUCUCUGCUUCUGGUUAGCUUUUCUCUUUCCAGCCAUUCUUUUCUUUUUCCGGUUAGCAUUUUUCUUACAAGUGGAUAUGAUAAUUUAUUAUUGCUAUCUGUGGUGCUUCCCCCCCCCCCCCCCCUUUUUUUUCACAUGUACUUGUAUAAUUCUAGUUAUUUAAGCAACACAAACACAGUUUCAUAUGAAAUUGGUUUUGGGGAUGCGUGCUUUUCUUUGGUUGUGUUUGCCUGAUAAAGACUGAAAUUACUCUAUUUUGUUUUUCAUCCACCAAGUUCUUUCUUCAAACAAACUUGUACAGUUAUCUCGUCUGUGCAUAAAUCCAUGUUAAACGGAGGCUCAAUCAUGCUUUCCAUGUAGUGUCGCCAUUAUCGUUUACAACUUUUACUUAACAUAAUAUGAUUAUUCCACGUUUGCCUCUAAAUAUUGAGUAUUGGUGACUUUGAGAUUUCAGUGUGUUCCUUUGUGAUCAGUUGGACCCUAAAAACCAUUAGAGGAUGAGAAAUUAUAGCUGUUAGACUCUCUGGAGUUUCAUCUGGCCAUGAUGUGAAGUUGUUUUAUUCCAGUGUCUGCACUUCAUUGUGAAUUUUAUGUAGCUUUGCUGAGGCAAUAGCACAUGGAAUGAUGCUUGCUGAGCAAGGGUUGCAACUGAGACGGAGGGGAUUAUAUGUGGUUACUGUAGUAUAAAAUUCACUUAGAAGAUCUUGAUGAUGAUGAUGAUGCAGUAGGCCACAAUGGGACAUGGGUUGGCUCUGUGUAAUGUCUAUCCUCACUGGGUUUGGGCUGGACUGUACAUCGUUUCACGAUUAUUAUGGAGUCGUUUCAUUACACCACCCGAACAAAAGAUUGGCUAAUUAAUUAAUUAGUCCUCAUGAUUCCAAAACUUGUAUCUUUAAUCCUUGUAUUUUAAAACUCAUCUAUAAAUUAAGCCCUUCAUCAGUUUUAAUUA